AUGGCUUAUUACACCGUUGCUCACUUUUUACACGAUGGAGACAUGUAUGGGGAUUCCAACACAUCUGGGGUUAUACCUGAACAAAUGACUGAUGAGGUAUGGGAUUUUAUCUUUUGUGAUGGGCCCUUUCCAAAAUCAUCUGACAUAUCAUCAUCAAUUCUGAAUAAGAUGAAGAAGGAGUUCGAAUAUUGGUAUCCAUUUGAUCUUCGAGUGUCUGGUAAGGAUCUCAUCCAGAAUCAUUUAACAUUUUGUAUUUACAACCACACGGCAAUUAUGCCCAGGAAGCAUUGGCCUCGUGGGUUUAGAUGUAAUGGGCACCUGAUGCUCAAUUCUAAGAAGAUGUCCAAGUCCACAGGGAAUUUUUUGACAUUGCGGCAGGCAAUAGAUGAAUAUUCUGCUGAUGCCACACGAAUCGCUUUGGCCGAUGCCGGUGAUGGUGUUGAUGAUGCAAAUUUUGUAUUUGACACUGCAAAUACUGCCAUUGGACGACUCACUAAAGAGAUUGCAUGGAUGGAGGAGAAUUUGAGUGCAAACUCUUUGAGAAGAGGUUCUCCUUCUACUUUUGCGGACCAUGUAUUUUUGAAUGAAAUAAAUAUCGCUGUGAGAAGGACUGAGCAGAACUAUGAGUCUUGCAUGUUCCGAGAAGCCCUUAUCACUGGAUUUUAUGGUCUUCAAGCUGCCAGGGAUUGGUAUCAGCAUUCAUGCGGUGGUGCUCAGGACAUGAAUCGAGAUUUGGUGUGGCGUUAUAUGGAUGUAGAGACACGCAUGGUUGCUCCAAUCUGUCCACACUACGCUGAAUAUGUGUGGAGGGAGGUUUUGAAGAAGGAUGGAUUUGUAGUAAACGCAGGCUGGCCUGCAGCUGAUGCUCCAGAUCUAAUCCUCCAAAGUGCCAAUAACUAUUUGAAAAAGUCGAUUGAUGUAAUGAGGAAGAAGCUUAGAAAGCACCAGCCAAAUUCUAAGAAAGCCGGUAAUAAUGGUUCUCCAAUUUCAUCUUCAGUAGAAGGGAAGAAGCUAAUAUGCCUGAUAUAUGUGAAGGAGCAAUUUGAUGAGUGGAAGGCAGAUUGCUUGAGGAUACUCCAGAAUAACUUCAACAUAGAGACUCGUACUUUUGCUCCGGACAGGGUGAUAUUGGAGGCACUGCAGAGUAUUUCUCUUGGACAGGCUAAAGAUUUUAGACAAGUCCAAAAUCUUUGCAUGCCUUUCGUGAAGUCGAAGAAGAAUGAGGCAGUUCAACUUGGGGCUCAGGCCUUAGAUUUGAAAUUACCAUUUGGAGAGAUUGAGGUAUUUAAACAGAACUUAGACUUGAUUAAGAGACAACUGGAUCUUGAAGAGGUAGAAGUUUUGUCUGCUGCCAACCCUAAUGAUCGUGCAAAAGUUGGUCCUCAUGUUAAACAGAUAGAGCAAAAUCCUCCAUUCCCUGGAAGCCCAACUACCAUCUUCUUGACCCGGUAA
Messenger RNA from Prunus armeniaca (apricot), 1452 nucleotides. Lineage: Eukaryota; Viridiplantae; Streptophyta; Magnoliopsida; Rosales; Rosaceae. The record is from the annotation of a GenBank genome assembly.